AAUAAAGACAGAUAGCGGAUCGGCCGCAAGAGGAGAGAAAGAGAGGGAGGGGGGCAAGGCGCGAGAGAGGGAGAAAGAGAGCGCGAGGCAAAGGCGCGCGCGAGAGAGAAGCAAGGCGCGCGCGCGCGAGAGAGAACCAGAGAGAGCGCGAGGAGGAGGGAGUGGGCGGGACAGCCGAAGAAAGUUUGCCCCCAACUUCGCCGCGGCUGCUGUGGCGCUGCCCGGGGAGCAGCAGUUCGGGCGCUAUGCUGGAGCUGGAGCGAGGAGGGCUGGCUCGGCCUUGAGGGCAGGGAGGAAAGGGUCCGGGAGGCCCAGGAGGCGAGCCGUGGGGGCAGGAGGUCGGCCCGGAGAGGCUCUUCCAGGCGGGACGCGGGCAGUUAGGCAGGGAGCGGGGCCAGGAUGAGCCUGCUCUCGGCCAUCGACACCAGCGCCGCCUCAGUUUACCAGCCGGCCCAGCUCCUCAACUGGGUCUACCUGUCCCUGCAAGACACCCACCAGGCCAGCGCCUUCGAGGCCUUCCGCCCCGAGCCCCCGUCAGCCGCCGCUGCCGCCGCCGCCUCGCAACCUCACCACCACCACCAGCAGCAGCAACCAGAGCUGGGCUAUCCCAGCAAAGGCAGCGCCGAGCUGGGCUCGUCCCUCAACUCCAGCUAUCUCAACAGUUUCCUCCAGCUCCAAAGGAACGAGGCCUUGAGCAGCAGUCUAUACAAAAGUGCCUCUCCCUAUGGCUCCCUGAAUAACAUAGUAGAUGGUUUGAGCUCCCUCACCGAACAUUUCUCUGACAUCUCUCUCUCAUCAGAAGCUAGAAAACCCAGCAAGAGGCCACCACCCAACUAUUUGUGCCAUCUGUGUUUUAACAAGGGACACUACAUCAAGGAUUGCCCACAGGCACGUCCAAAAGGAGAAGGCUUAACACCAUACCAGGGGAAAAAACGCUGCUUUGGUGAAUACAAAUGCCCAAAGUGCAAGAGAAAAUGGAUGAGUGGAAACUCCUGGGCUAACAUGGGACAAGAAUGUAUCAAGUGCCAUAUUAACGUCUAUCCUCACAAACAGAGACCCCUGGAAAAACCUGAUGGCUUGGAUGUCUCCGAUCAAAGUAAAGAACACCCUCAGCAUCUCUGUGAGAAAUGUAAAGUGUUGGGCUACUACUGCCGCCGUGUGCAAUAAACACACCCAGAAAUUGCUGCUGCCACCAUUUGUAAAGAUAUUUUGGCAGCACACAACCGUCACAAGGAAGCAGGGGAGGUGUGGAGAGAAAACUUCUGACAAGAACCCCAUACAUCGCCAAUAUUGCCUAUUGAUAAACUAAUAAUAUGCAUUACCUUUUUAAUAGAAUGUAACCCUUUUCCUGUGUAUGUGUAUACAUACAUGUUGUAUUUAUAGGACUACAGUGUGUGUGUGUGUGUGUGUGUGUGUGUGUGUGUGUGUGUGCGUGACAUAGAAAUUACUGGUACAGAUUACCAAGCUCUGCAGUUGUAUGGCCCCUGUUCUUUUUAAGUCUUGCAUGACAGCCUCAUGCAAGUUCUAUUCAAAAGAAUUGGGGGUGCAGUUGCAGUUUUGGGUGAAUUGUGCCUACUGUUAUGCUCAUGAUGGAAUCACUAAUGUGGUUUCUGUAGAUUGUUUACACAAUUACAGUAUCCUGCCCAGGCAAAGCAACAUUGAUUGUCCAUAGAGGUAUAGAUAUUGGUGGAUGAUGUUAGCAGUAUUUGCAGGCAGUAUGUUCAGUAGGAUUCUCAUUGAGUUCAGGGUUGGUCUGAAAGUUCUAUCCAGUUGCUUACUUUCAAACAGAGGCUGUAAAAGUUACCUUUUUCAUAUUACAAAACCAAGAAUCUUCCAGCCAGCAUAUAAUUUUUACAUUCUCUGUUUCCAAGAAUCCUCCAGGGCAAUUGGACUGAGACUUCUGGUGGGCUUUCAGUUAAUAGAAUCUGAGGGUUCAAAAGAACAAGUGAAUAAUUGUCUGAGAAAGUGGUUUGCAUGGCAAUGUAAUGUUUGAACAGGAAGGGUCUAUCAGGAAUUCAUAUUUCAUAGGCAGCAAAUUAAAUGUGUUUACUUAGACAUAUGUUCCACAGAAAUUGGCAUGCUGCUUGUGAAUAAGUGUACUUAGGAUACAUUAGUUUUUUUACAGGCUUACCAACUCCAUCCUCCUUUUUACAAUCAUGCCAGGUUCUCCUUUCUCUAUUUGAUACACAAGUGGUGGGUAAAAUUAUAUCUUCUUGUCUAUAGUUUGGCUAAUCAUUUCCUCUAGAGAAGAAAUGCUGCCCUUAGAGGUCUGUUAGGGUAUUGCAGGCAGAUAUGUCCCAGAACAAAUCAUCAAGACCAAGAUAGACAGAGAUAAAUUCACUGUUAAAAAUAGAAAGCAGUUCUCCAAACCUUAACUGAAAUAUAAUAUUAUUGAUACACAUUAAGUUUAAAGUAAUUAAACCAUUGUUUAUUAUAGGAAACUGUCCUAAUUUCCAGUUAUAUAUCAAGAGAUAUUUCUAAGGAGCCAUUGGGAUUUUAUAUCAAAGCAUAUGGAACAGUACUCUUCCAAAACAGGACAAAAAGUAUAGUUACGGAAAAAAUAGUGUUUGCAUCAAAAUGAAUAAGACAAUUUAAAAAUUAUUAUGAAAAGCAAAAAUAUUAUUGAAGUGCUCUGAAUGCUAGUAGGAUAUAUCAUCUUUUCAUUUGGUGUUUGGCUUUAAGAGUAUAUUCAAAAUUAUCACUGAAUCAGUGAAACUGAUUACUUGUUUCUAUUGCUAAUCCAAUGGCAGGUGGGUUUAAAUUUCAGAUAUGCAACAUCUAAGAUUAUCUUCAGUGCAGAUUUUAGGGACUAACACUUCUGGAAAAGUGGAUCAUUUUGUUUGUAUCAGAUAUUCUCUUGCCUUUGUCUGAUCAACAAGAAGAAUAAUGCUCUGCUUUCUGCAUUACAAGCUUUUUAAAGGGAAAAUUAUUAAUGAUUAUUUCCAUUAGUGUUAAAAUGAUCUGGAUAUUUAUUGGCAAUGAUAGCAUCUGUGAUAAAGUCACCCUAUAAAGCAAAGGACUACAGGAGAAGGAAAUAUCCAGUACCUCUAUUUUCUUGGCUAUCACUGCACCUCUUCUUGAAGCCUAGAUUCCUCCCACUCCCUCUGUGAAUAUAGGAAGUUGCUUUACACUGAAUCAGGCUGGCGGCAACUUUCCUGGGCCUCUGGAAGAGCUCAUUUUGCACAUUUGUUGUUAAAGAUCCCUUAAAAGGAGAUGCCGGGAACUGAAUCUGAGACCUUUCUUUUACACAGUAGUGACCUACGACCAGAGCUGUGAAAACCGCCCACUAUUUUAAAGUGUGUUUAAGGAAGUAUGACAGAGAACAGUGUAGAAAAGUUAUUUUGAGCAUCUACAACUCAGGCAGCUUCAGGGAUUCUGGGAAUGUCGUCUCAAAAAGUGAUUUUGUGAGCUACAGUUGCAAGUAUUCUACAUUUUGUAGACUGGAAAAAUACUAAAAAAGAACAAGAAGUCUGUAGUACACACCUUUCAGUAGAAUACAUGGACGGAAGCUCUUUCAUGCUACACAAAUAUAACACUAUGGUUCUGUUUUAACUGCCCUUUCUGCAUCUUGGGGCUUGUAUUCUGAUGAGACACUUCAUGAUGGUUGGAAAUUCUAACUAUCACUCGCUAAACUGUCAUUCUCAGAGGAUGUAACCAUGGCAGUUAAAGUGCACUCAUAGUGCUCUAAUUGUGAAGUGUGGACAAGCUCCUGAGGCCAGGGCCUAUAAAUACUGUCUCUAAGACUCUCUGAAAUUCUGCCUAGGAUUUUGCUAAUGAUUGUUUUUUAACAACUUUGGCACGCCGAAAAUGUCUCCAAGGUUUUGUUAUAAUUCACACAAUAUUAAUUAGUGUACAAAUUUUGUGUUAGUAAUGUGAACUUGAAUGAAUUUGUUAAUUUUAAAGAUGGGAGUUUUUAAUUUCAGAUGAAUUUUCCAUGAUAAUAGUUAUGAGCAACUCAGUGACCAUUUGAAGACAGUGGGUUACAUCCAUUAGUCCUAAUUAAAAUUGACUCCUGACUAUAGUUCCAUUGAUAUAAAUGAUUCUGUUCUAUGAGUUGGUCAGAAUUUAAUCCAUUCUGACUAUAUCAGAAUAAGAAAAGGGCCAUUUAAAUAUCAGAGCCUGUUUACACGAGCAAUUGUUCUGAGAAAAAAACUUUUGAACUUCUUUCUUAACUUUGUUUACAUGAUCAAGAAAUUCAUCAGGACAAAAUAAAGUCAAACUGAAGGAUGGUAUUAAAAUACGUUCAGUAGGUAAAUAAAUAAAUAAAUAGGAUAGGCCCUGAAUAAGUUGACACCUUUCACCUAUUUCCCAUUUCACGCAUAGAGAAGUGAUUGGUUAUGUUAUCGGGUAUGAGAGGCAAGGCAUGGCUUUUGAAAACUUGAACCUUAAUGUUAACUCUGUUUUAUUUUUGAGGGAUAAGAAGUGAAUAAUGUAAGAAACACAGUUAAAAUAGAGCCAUAUAUUAAACAGUGUACAGUAUUACUCCUUGAGCACUUAUUAAAUGUUGUCAGCCAUCUCUCAAAUUCUACAGAUCUAAUAUUAUUGGGAACUGGAAUUAAGUAAGACAGUUCCUAUUUUUACUGAUAAACCAAUGCAUAUAGCAAUUAAUCCAUUAUCUUCCUAAAAUUUCUAGUUUACAUACACAGUCCUAGUUCUGCACUACAGUGCACAGAAGCCCUGAUAUAAUGCUAUUACAUUGCAUCCACUAAACAGCAAAUGUGAAGUUUUUCUGUAACAUAAGUGAAUAAGAAGGGCUGGGACCACAUUUUGUUUUAUGCAUGAAGCAGUCAUUCCUGUAGCCAUAUAUGCAGGAACACAUUAACCUUAAGCAUGCCCAAAAUGCUUCAAAGCAUCCACACAAAAACUCUUUUCUCCCAUUUUGAUUUUGUUCUACAUCACCUUGGAUGCCUCUUGGAAGAACCCCCAAUAUUCAAGAGUGGCUUUUCAGGGGACACAAAGAUUUUGAGGAGUAACCUCCAGUCUUGCUUAAACAGUCCAGUGCACACUUGGAAAUCCAUUUCUUUGCCAUCAGAUGUGACCCGUUAAUGCUUGGAUCAUCAUCUUUUACCUAUUGCCAUGGCUUUCUAACAUAUGCAUCUGUGACAAAUAAGCUAUUCGUGCCAUUCAUUACAUAUAAUUGCAAGUAUACAGUCUUCCUCCCCUGCUCUAGAGUCCCAGGCAGGAAUGUGCUUUAUCCAUUACUAUUCAUAUGUGAAAACUGUUUUGUAUUAAAGUCUCAUUCUUGCAAGGUCUCAGAAAUCAGAAUGUGACAUUCAGACAAGGAGUUUAGGAUGGGGAUAUAGGGGUUGUUUUAAAAAAUAUUUCAUUGAAGAGGUUAUUUUUAUCCAUAAUCCUGCCAAAGUGAAACGUUUUUCAAUUCUAUUGAGUUUCAGUGACAAUUGGACACAUGAAGAAAUGAGUCAGAAUGACAAAAAAUGACCUUAAAGAUGGUGAUAGGACUAGGAAAGACCAUCACCAAGCAGUGGUUCUCAACCUGUGGUUCUCUCCAGGUGUUUUGUCCUACAACUCCCAGAAAUCCCAGUCAGUUUACCAGCUGUUAAGAUUUCUAGCAGUUGAAUGCCAAAACAUCUGGGGACUCACAGGUUGAGAACCAGUGGCUUAGAGAGUUGUUGUCAGUCAGAAUAGAUAGUGCUGGUCUUGGUGCAUCUUGCAUGAGUUAGCUUCCUAUAUCAAUGGGACUUGAAAGUGUUUAACUUCACCUGAAUAGUGCCAAAUACGUUCUUCAAGUCUAUUAAGGAUUCUUAGUACAAGUGCUAAGUUUGUGAACCUGUAAAGUUUGUUAAAAUCUUAGCAAACAGACAUUGGGUUCUAACGGAAUUAUAAUUAAUGUGUUCCAUGCCACGUCGUUGUUUGAGACAGUAUUUUGUGCUCAGCCAGGAAUUCAGUGCCUAUCUGUUUUAUGUCUACAAAAACCACUGCAUCUGGAAUUAUUGCUGAAUGGCUGUAGCACUCUGUACGCUGACUCAAAUUGUAGCUAUACAAAUGAAGGUUUGAGUUUUCUUAGGAUGAAUAUAAAAGGGACAAUCGUGUGCAGUUAAUAGGUGUAGUCGAUUGAUAUUAAUGUUUACCCCUAUUAUGAAAUAUUUUACAGUUUUACUUGCAGAUGUGUAUUUAUCUUGAGUUAUACUUGACGUAGAGUUCCUUUCCAUUUUUUUAAUACUGUGUGUGUAUUUUGGAAAAUCUGUUUAGGUGUUUAAAUUUUUUAAAUAAUUACAAAUAUUUCAUUGUAAUACUGAAUUGUUAUCUGGAAACUCUUUGCAGUAACCUUUUUGUAUAUACGUAUUUGAGGGCCUUUUUAAAAAAAUACUAUUUUUUCUGUUUGGUUUUAUAAAAGUGUUUUUACAACUCUGAAGCUUUCAGAAAGGGCCUUGAUUUUCUACUAGAAUACUAACAGCUAAGAGUUUUCUUAAGAAUUAUAUAAAAAAUAAGGGUGUAUCCUCAAGAAAAUAUUUAUGGAAGGAAUUUGCUUUUUUCUUUUGUUUUUUGUUUUUUUUACAAUCUUUUGUCUGUAUAAAGUAUGCAACAGAACUACAUUAAGAAGGAAAUAUUGUCUACAUAGAAUAUUAUAUGAAAGUUGGUACAUAAUUCUGUCAAGAAGAAGAAAAACCUUGCAAUUCUUUAAGCCAUAUUGUUGUUUUUGUUGUCGUUUUCCUUUGGAUGAAAAUAUCAGUAUUAAGUAACUCGUAUAUUAUUCAUGUGUUUAGAACGUAUAUUAAUAUGCUUAUUCUAAUUAUUUAUAUGUGUAUUUUGGAAAGCAUAACUUGUUUAAAGAAAAACUAGGACUGAUUUGGUAAGAAUCAGAUGUUACACUAUCACUUUAUUACCUUGAGAAAUAUACAUUAACAGUCCAAUUCUAAGACUUCUGAUUGUGACUGAUGUAUUAGCACAGCAUUUUAGUGCCAUAGCAGAGACUCUGGUGGAAAUAGAUAGAAUCAAAUUAUAAAUGGUAUAAGGCAGUGGUUCUCAACUUGUGGGUCCCCAGGUGUUUUGACCUACAACUCCCAGAAAUCCUAACAGCUGGUAAUCUGGCUGGGAUUUCUGGGAGAUGUAGGCCAAAAACACAUGGAGACCCACAGGUAGAGAACUACUGGUAUAAGGACUUCUUCAUGGUUUGCUUUUAGAAGUACAGGCAGCCUAUACCUGAAAAAUUAAGAGAAUCAAUGUGACAUGCUGGGGUUUUUUUGGGGGGGGAUAUAUCAUCCAGAUUUCCUGAAGAGUUACUAUUUGGUCUUCAGCAUUUUUGUAACAGUAUUACUUACUUUUAAAAAAUAAUUGUUAUUAUUUAAGGGUUGAUGGGAAAGAUAAGAUUUCACAAAGCGAUUCUCGUAGCAGUUUUCAAAAACAGCACACUGAGAUCUGCAGUGCAGUGAAAGCGUUACACCAAUACUGUCCAUCAGUGGCCAGAACCAAGAGUUGGUCAAACUGAUGUAAGCAUUUAGUGUUUAUUUUUAUUUAGAAUGCAUAACAUGUUACAGUAUGCAUGCACACGUAUUAUAUGCUUUAUCGUUUCACAUAGCUCCAUUAUCUUAAGAUUGUUUAUGUGUUAAACCAUGCUAAAAAUGGGAGAUCAGUUCAAUCUUGUACCGGACUUAUCUUUCCCUUACAAAAGGUUAUUUAGAGCAGCAAUCACUACACUGUACAAAAUUAACCCUGCUAUUAUAUUAAUUUCUGUAGAUUUAGAUGAGUUUAUUUACUCAUGAGCUUUU
This is a messenger RNA of Anolis carolinensis (green anole), 7727 nucleotides long. RefSeq names its product zinc finger CCHC-type containing 24 (gene zcchc24). NCBI's taxonomy places the organism in Eukaryota, Metazoa, Chordata, Lepidosauria, Squamata, Anolidae. The coding region runs from base 400 to 1167 and encodes 255 amino acids. Gene Ontology annotation, molecular function: nucleic acid binding; zinc ion binding. The transcript is spliced from 4 exons. The record is from RefSeq and is a predicted model, not a curated record.